AUGUCUCAAGAAAAUACAUCUACUUUAAUAGAUUCAAAUUUAUCAAAAAUAUUACCUUCUGAUCUAGAAACAGCUCGUAAUGCAGUUUUGAAGGAAGUAAAAACAUUUGAUCAUUCAAAAAUUAAAAUUAAAGGAUAUGAUUUUAAUAAAGGAAUAAAUUAUGAAGAGAUUCUUGAUUCUUAUAUAUCUACUGGUUUACAGGCAUCACAUUUAGGUAAAGCAAUUGAACAGAUAAAAGAAAUGAUAAAAAUUCGUGAUGAACCAUUUAAUGUUGAGGAGGGAGUUGAUGCCAAUUUUCCUUAUCCUCAUGGAAGAAAAAAAAGAAAAUUAACAAUAUUUUUGGGAUAUACUUCUAAUCUUAUAUCUAGUGGUUUAAGAGAUAUAUUUAGAUUUCUUGCUCAACAUAAUAUGAUUGAUUGUAUAGUUACAUCAGCUGGAGGAGUAGAAGAAGAUUUAAUAAAAUCUUUAGAACCAUCCUUCUUAGGUGAUUUUAAAAUGGAUGGUAGAGAAUUAAGAAAGGCUGGAAUGAAUAGAGCUGGAAAUGUUAUAAUUCCUAAUAAAAAUUAUUGUUCUUUUGAGGAUUGGAUAAUGCCUAUAUUUGAUGAAAUUUUAAAUGAAGAUAAAAUAUUAACACCAUCAAAAUUAAUUAAUAAGUUAGGAGAAAAAAUUAAUAAUGAAAGUAGUGUAUAUUAUUGGUGUUGGAAAAAUAAUAUUCCAGUAUAUUGUCCUGGGAUAACAGAUGGUUCCCUAGGUGAUAUGUUAUAUUUUCAUUCAGCAACACGAUCCAAAUCACUAAUUAUAGAUGUUGUAGAAGAUAUAAAAAAUAUCAAUACAAUGGCAAUUCGUUCAAAUAAAACUGGGACAAUAAUUUUAGGUGGUGGUAUUGUUAAGCAUCAUAUUAAUAAUGCAAACUUAUUUAGGAAUGGAAGUGAUUAUUCUGUAUAUAUUAAUACUGGUAUUGAAGAUGAUGGCAGUGAUAGUGGUGCUAAACCUGAUGAAGCUAUAUCAUGGGGUAAAAUUAAAUGUGAUAGUACUCCUAUAAAAGUUUUUUCUGAUGCUACUCUUGUUUUUCCUCUUAUUGUAGCUAAAACUUUUGCUAAAACUUUAAAAAAAGAUUAA
Molecule: messenger RNA, 1119 nt
Organism: Strongyloides ratti
Lineage: Eukaryota; Metazoa; Nematoda; Chromadorea; Rhabditida; Strongyloididae
Product: Deoxyhypusine synthase
Exons: 1
Coding region: 1-1119 (372 amino acids)
Biological process (GO): peptidyl-hypusine biosynthetic process
Cellular component (GO): cytoplasm
Molecular function (GO): deoxyhypusine synthase activity
Source: RefSeq, a predicted model, not a curated record